AUGGCGUCCGCGCCGCCGCGCGCGAAGCGCGGUCGCGACGACGACGACGAUGCCGACGACGACGCCGCGAGCGACUCGACGUCGUCGGCGUCCGGCUCGGCGUCGGACCCGCCGGCGUCGCCGUGGCGCGUGCCGAACUGGUACGAAGGACCCGUCGACGCCGACGGAAAGCCGCACGGGCGCGGGCGGCUGCGCCUCGACGAGGACGGCGCCUGGUACCAAGGCCGGUUCGAGCACGGCGCGAAGCACGGGAGAGGGACGCUGCACUUUCCCCCGGACUCGGACGACGACGACGACGACGACGGGGACGGGGACGACCGCCUUCUCUUCCCGCGAUCGCGCGCGUACAUAAAGGGCACGUUCAGAGACGACGCCGUGGAAGGACGCGCGACGUACCACGACGUCGACGGCUCCUGGCUCGAGGGACGGUACGCCCGCGGCGUCCUUCUCGACGGCGGCGAGGUCACGGAGUACCACCCCGGCGGCGCGGUGCGGUUCCGAGGCGCGUACGAGGGCGGCGUCCGACACGGCGACGGGGUCGAGUGGAGAGCGGACGGCGGCGUGCUCCGCGGGACGUGGCGCGAGGGCGACGCGCCCGGCGGCGCGAUCGGAGACGUCUUCGAGUACGUCUGGCCCGAGGUGUACGGCGUCGCGGGUCUGUCGAGGAGUCGUGAAACACGCCGUGAUGAAGACCGUGAUGAAGAAGAAGAAGAAAAACGCUCCGGCGUACGUCGUUACGACCCCGACCGCGGGAUCAUGCGCGUGGACGACGACGGCGCGUGGACGACGGGCGACGUCGUCGAGAACGAGAUCGUCGGCUUCGUCGUCGACCCCGACGGGCGCGAUCGCGCGCGCGAAUACGCCGAGCCGCGCGAGCGCGAGCGGUGGCGUCCGAACGGCCGAAUCGACGGCGAGAAGCUUCUGUUCCUGCGCGACGACCCGGAGAAGCGAACGACCGCGGCGGUCGGGCGGGACCCCGAGAGGGGCGAGCCGGUCCGCGGCUUGUUUCUGCGCGAGAACGACAAGCGAAUCCCGGGGUUCGAGACGCGAGGCUUCCGCGCUCGCGUCGUCGUUCGCGAGCGGUGGAGCUGCCGGAGGGAGCCGUUCGAGCACCCAACCUUCGGCGCGUGUUUCGCGCUCGUCGCGGAGCGAGACCUUCCCGCGGGCGCGGAGGUGACGCAGCCGCCGGAUUACGUCGGGGGCUGGCGCGUCGACCCUCGCACGGAGGCGGGGUAUUACUACCACCUCGCGCACACGCCGCCGAAGACGGUGUUCGCGUCGACGCGCGACGCCGCCGGCGUCGGCGUCGUGACCGUGAAGCAGCACGGCCCGUGGCGCGCGUUGUACUUGGACGGCGUCGAGCAGGGCUUGGCGUACUGCGACGCCGAGGAUAAAGACGAAAACUUUGUCCACGAUCCGACCGUGAUCGGGUUCGAGUACGUCCGCGCGAUGGCGACCGCGGCGGUCGCGGUCAUCGGCGACAGGUUGACCCGCCUCGAAGUAGACGCGGACGACGACGAGUGUUGUAGCGUUCUGUGCGUCGGCUUGGGCGCGGGGACGCUCGCGGCGUUCGCGAAGAGAGCGUCGUCAGGUCGAGCGCGCGUGAUCGCGGUGGAGGUGGACGAGGACGUCGUCGCCGCCGCGAAGGACGUCUUGGGGUUAAACUUCGAGGUCGCUGGUGAGGACGGCAGCGGCGAGGACGACGACGAGUGGACCCGCGCGCAGAGCGCGUCCACGUUUCGCGUCGUCCACGCGGACGCGGCGGCGUACGCGCGACGAUGCGCGGAAAAAAACCGCCACUUCGAUUGCGUUUUCCUCGACGCGUACGACGGCAACGGCGACGUCCCCGCGCAUCUCACGACGCGCGCGUUCCUCGAGUCAACGCGCGCGAUCACGCGGCGCGGCGGGUGCGUCGUCGCGAACGCGUGGAACGGCCCGCCGGGGUCCCCCGCGGCGGAGGCGCUGAAGCGUUUCUACGCAAACCUCAGCCGGCGCUCGAGCGAUGAGGACGGCGACGAGGACGCGCGCGUCGACGUCCAGCUCGUGAGCGUGGAAGGGCAGGAGAGCAACGCCGUCGUCGUGGGCGUGAAGAGGUGUCCUCCGGACUGGCCGCGCGAGGAGGACGCGAGGUUCUGCGAGCUUUGGGCCGGAGACGGCGGCGGCGGCGCAAGGGCGGCGGAUGACGCGCGGCGCGCCACGCGGGAUCGGCUCCGGGGGUGGGGCGCCGACGCGCGCGGGGUGGAGGACGCGAUUAAGGACGCGCUCGUGCCGCCGAAGCAACUUCGGGUGCACUACGCCGAGGGCGAUAGCUUAGACGACGAGACGUUAGCCCAGGCGUACGCGCCGUAG
Messenger RNA from Micromonas pusilla CCMP1545, 2349 nucleotides. RefSeq lists its product as uncharacterized. Gene Ontology annotation, biological process: heterochromatin organization; peptidyl-lysine monomethylation. NCBI's taxonomy places the organism in Eukaryota, Viridiplantae, Chlorophyta, Mamiellophyceae, Mamiellales, Mamiellaceae. The record is from RefSeq and is a predicted model, not a curated record. The transcript has a single exon. The coding region runs from base 1 to 2349 and encodes 782 amino acids. Gene Ontology annotation, cellular component: chromosome; nucleus. Gene Ontology annotation, molecular function: chromatin binding.